AUGUAUCUUGAAGCGGGUGCCGUGCCAUCUCUUCUGCAGCAAUUUACACUGACAUUUCAUCUCAAUCCACAGGAACAGGGACUAUUGGGUGCUGUAGUAUACAUAGCUAUCUCACUAGCUUCUCCCUGGUGUAGCACGCUCUUCCGUCGCUUCGACCCUCGUCAGCUGCUCGGCAUUUCACUUGUGGUUAAUAACUUGGCAGUACUGGGUCUUGCAUGUACUCCCACAACGACCUGGUAUGCUAAAUUGCUUCUUAUCUCGUUGCGUGGACUGGUAGGCUUGACCCAAGCCUUUAGCUGUGUUUAUUCGCCGCUAUGGGUCCACGACUAUGCGCCGAAGACCAAACGCGGCUCCUGGAUGAGUUACUUGCAAGGCGCAGUGCCCGUUGGCAUCACAUUAGGCUACUUUGCGGGAUCAGUCACCAUUUGGUUGGCAUCAUUGGAGCCAGAGGCGGCUACGGUGGCAUUACACAGCGUCGUCCCCACGUUGUCCAAGUCAGCGCUGGGGGUCAAUGCAUACAACAAUCUUGUUGACGGUAUUGAUGACGCAUCCAUGAGGCUAUGUCACGGUAUCUACUGUUGGCGCUGGCCAUUCCUGAUCCAAUUUGGGCUAAUUUUUCCCCUGUCGAUCCUGAUAUUUUUUGUACCUCGUGAGCAUAUCCAGCUCCGCUCGACCCGUCGCCGCUCCAUCGUCAUUGUGGAUGCAGAUGAGGACGACGAUAGAAAUGGAGAGCAGAAUACGUCUACCUCUUAUGAUGAGGCUGAACAUAUGCUAGUGAGUCGCCAUAAGCAUAGCAACGUGUCCGAUGGCUGCAGCUUGCGAUUAUUGGAAUCUCACAAGCAGGAAGAAAACGCAUCGAGAUGGAGUAAUUUGAGGCUGUUGUUGCAGUACAAAGUCUAUGUGUUUGUCGUGAUGGGCCUGUCAGGUUUAUUUUUCGUAGUCGCGGGCAUUCAGUUCUGGACGACACUGUACUUGGAAACCAAUACGCAAGACUCGAUGUACGAGAUUCACGUGGCCUAUCUACUGGUUAGCGGCACAGGUCCCAUCAUGGGUGUAUUCUUUGGCGGUUGGCUCAUCGAUCAGUUUGGUGGAUACUCAGGUCCAUACCAUCAAAUGCAAGCACUGCGUGUUUGCGUGUUGCUCGGAGGAGCCGGCUGCCUUGCGGCUCUGCCCGUGUCAUAUGUGCACAACACCUUUCACAUCGCUAUAUUUCUCUGGCUAAUGCUGUUCUGCGGAGGUAGCAUCCUUCCGGCCUGCUCGGGCAUCGUCAUCUCUGCAUCUCCACCACGAUUGCGCCCACUUGCCUCUUCCGUUGCGUACGCUAGCUAUAACCUUUUCGGGUACGCAGCAUCGAACUAUGUCCCUGGUUUGAUCAUGAAUUUCAUCAUCAAUACAAAGACAGACGUCGAUACAGACAUUGGUGGUCUCGUACGUGUUAGAUCAUGCAACGCUGCCUGUACCUACCGUGUUGGAUUCCGUAUUGUCUUACUGUGGAGUGUCUGGGCUUUAUUCUGCCUAAUUUGCGGCGCAAUUGAGUCGGGCAGGAGCUAUGCAGCGUUUGUCAAGACGCAUCGUCAUGGCAAAGAAAAGCAGCGUAUAUCAUCGCAUCAACCGGUGUUCAAAAGCGUAGUGUAG
Peronospora belbahrii is the source of this 1635-nucleotide messenger RNA. NCBI's taxonomy places the organism in Eukaryota, Oomycota, Peronosporomycetes, Peronosporales, Peronosporaceae. The record is from the annotation of a GenBank genome assembly.